Messenger RNA from Miscanthus lutarioriparius, 1602 nucleotides. NCBI's taxonomy places the organism in Eukaryota, Viridiplantae, Streptophyta, Magnoliopsida, Poales, Poaceae. The record is from the annotation of a GenBank genome assembly.
AUGGCGGACGCCGACGCCAAGCCCCCGCCCCCCGACGCCGCGGCGUCCCCGGUUCCGUCGAUCUCCCCCUCCUCCGUAGGUGCCGGGGACGCGGCCGACGCAGACGCGAUCGAGAAGCAGCUCGCCGGCCUGGGCAUCGCCGUCGCCGGCAACGGCGGCGGGUUCCCCGAGCCAUCGGGCUGGGACGAUGGCCCCGUGCCAGUCCCCAUCACGGCCGCCGUCCUUGUCGGCGGUGAUGAGGGUGCCGACGAGAAGGCGCCGGCGCCGACGGGGGCAGUGGAUGUGAAGGUGCGGUUCCCGCGCCGGCCCGGAGAGCCGGACUGCAGCUACUACCUCAAGUUCGGCACCUGCCGCUUCGGGAUCAAGUGCAAGUUCAACCACCCUGCGAGGAAGAAGAAGAGUAGUAGGGUGAGAGGCAGUGGGAGCAACAGCAGCAGCAAUAAAGCAUCGUCUCCUGAUGAUGAUCAGGCUCCUAGAGAAGAAUACGAAGGCCUUGUUCCAGACAUUUCGGAUUCCAUGGGCUUUGAUGACAAGGGGAGCUUAUCUACCUCUCAUAGGAAGAUGUCAUAUGAAGUUAUUGAUAUGAAAAGGGGGAAACUAGAGCCAAAGGAAAAGAUUUGUGAAGAACCUGAAAAGGGAAUUUAUUUUAUGAAGUUAGACGAGACAAAUGUCACAACCCAAAAGGGUGCUAAAGAUAAAAGAAAGGAAACCUUUGCAGAAGGCAACGCUCAGGAGGAAUGCAAGUAUUAUUCAACACCUGGAGGAUGCAAAUUCGGUAAAGCUUGCAAAUACCUCCACCGUGAGGGAAAAGAAGGGAAAACAGAGGUUGAAAAAGCUGAGCUGAACUUUCUAGGUCUUCCACUGCGACCAGGUGAAAAGGAGUGCCCAUACUAUAUGCGCACUGGGAGCUGCAAAUUUGCGACUAACUGCAAGUUUCACCACCCAGAUCCUACUAACGCGCCUUCAAAAGAACCAGGGUUGGAACAUGAGAAUGCGGAUACACCACUGCAAAAUGUCCAAGGAUCCUCUCAGCCUAGCCUUCAGAUAUGGCCUGACCAGAGAACAUUGAAUGAACAGCAUGUUCCUUUUCUAGCUCCAGCACUGUCGUACGGUGGAGGGAUGGUUCCACCUCAAGGAAUGUAUCCAUCUCCUGAUUGGAGUGGGUAUCAUCAGGUACCUUUGAAUCCAUAUUACCCUCCUGGUGUCCCUUUUCCGCAUUUUCCAGCUGCCCAUAUGAAUCACCCGAUGUACAAGGCUGCAGAUAUACCAGGAAAUCAACCACCACCUUCUGAUGAGUAUCCCGAGAGACCUGGCCAACCUGAAUGCCAGCAUUUUAUUAAGAGCGGUUUCUGUAAAUACAGGAUGAAAUGCAGAUUUCACCAUCCAAGGUCGCGCCAGUCUGCACCACUAACAGGUCUUAGCCCCAUUGGCUUGCCUAUCAAACCUGAUCAACCUGUGUGCACGUAUUAUGGCCGCUAUGGUUUUUGCAAGUAUGGGCCAGCUUGCAUGUUCAACCACCCCUUCAACUUCGGCCCUCCCGUGCCGGCAGCAGGACCAGCCCUCCCCGGGCAAUACACUACACCUGGAAACUUCACUGUCUAG